Molecule: messenger RNA, 930 nt
Organism: Protopolystoma xenopodis
Lineage: Eukaryota; Metazoa; Platyhelminthes; Monogenea; Polystomatidea; Polystomatidae
Source: the annotation of a GenBank genome assembly
AUGUUUCCCGAUACCCCUCUUGUGUCCGAUAACGACUCUGCUAUCUACGCUAAACGUCUGGAUUUAGUUGAUAAUGUUGUAAGUACAUCUCAAGUGAGCCAUACAUUGCCGGCGGCAGAAAUCUCAGAUAAAGUCUCCAACUUAGUGAGACAAAAUCCCGAGAUUCCAGACUCAGCUAAGUUUGAAAUUGAUCCUAUCUAUUCUCCGGAUGUUUUUUCUUUCACUAAGGAUGAGUUUGCCUCUUCAAUAGCAGAUUUCCCAUGCAUUUCGCCAUGUUCUUCAUCGUCUGUAGACACUUAUCCCAGGCAAACUGCUUCUGACCCACUCUACCUGAUAUCAUCCGACGUGGUGCGAUUUCGUAACUCGGCCGCUGGGGCCUCCUCUUUAACAUCUUCAGAGUUUUCUUCAAAGUCGUCGGAUUCGGCCCCACUCGGGCCUUCACACACUUCGGAUUUUUCUCGCCCCACUGACGGAUUCUCGACUCGUGGUCAGAUGUUUAACAGCCAGCUGCCCGGCCAAUGUCGCCCAAUGCUACUGUUGCCAUUACAGCCUACAUUCUCCCAUUUAACUGCAAGCAACAGCAAGGAAAUUGCCUUUGGGCCAAAUUAUCUCAACCGCUCGUUCGGUCAAUACAAAGAGCAAAUAGGUCCUCUUAAUCAUAAUAAUUUACAUCGGUUUGCUUAUAAUCACACCUCUUUUAGUCUUCACAACCAACUUCAUUAUCAUUAUACUCACCACAAACAGUCAUUGCAUUCGGUUCCUCGCUCAUCCACUCGGAGGUCGUCGAAGUAUUACUUUCUGGCCGACUGUCCUCUCUCGCUCACUCACUCGAUCUCUAAACGUCAUGGAUCACAAGACCAAUCAGCUGGACUACCUCAUUCAAUGUGCGUUCUUAACUCGGAUUCACAUGAGGUAAUUAACUGUGGUUAA